AUGAAAAAAGCAUUGCUUCUUGUAUUGGUGAUUGUGGGCAGUCUGGCAACAGAAUUUGAUGAUUAAAUUGCUGAACUCGAAGAAACUCAAUUUGGAUAAACUAUUUUACAAACAAUUCAGAUGGAGAUGUAAACAGAUGAUCCAGUUGUCUCUAAUUUGGUGGAUAUUAUGCAACAUUUAGAACAAACAUUAGAAGGAGAACAAAAACGAGAUGAUGAGAGAAUUGUUAGGUUCAAAUAAAACUGUGAUAUUGCUUUGAGUCAAUUGACAGAAAUAAUUAAUACAAGCACUGUCACUUCACUUACUUUGAAGAGUGAUUUGGAUUCAUUAAACCCAUAGAAAGUGUAAGCAGUUGCGAGUUUGGAGAGAAAGAAUCUAGAAAUUGCAGAUUUGAAAGCAGAAUUAGAUUAUUAGACAUUAAAGAGACAAAAGGAAUCAGCUACUUAUUAAACAAUUCUAGACAAUCUUGAAUAAGCAUUAUUCGGAGUUAAUUAAGUCAAAGGAUACUUCAAUAAAUACUUGGAUGUAUUGGUCAAGAAUAGAAAUAGAUUCUAAUAACCUUAACCAUCAUUCCUUUAAGAAGACUUCAGUUUCUAAUACAAUGAUGAAGAUGUCGAAGAAGAUAUUGAUUCUAAGGGCAUCUCUUCAUUUGCUUAGGUUGCUCAAAAAGUCAAUAAAUUAAAGCACCAUGUAAUCAAUAACAAUUACUAUUAAAGGUUCAUUUGGAAGGUUAUAAAUCCAUGAUUGAAAUUCUUAGUCAAUUGGCUAGCAAAGCAUAAACUUCAGCCGAUGAACCAAGUCAAUGCGAAGUAUUAACCAGAAAGGUCUUGUCCAUCCUUAAAUAAAUCGAAAAUUACAUUUAAUCAGAAAGAAUCAGAGAAGAUCAAGCUGAAAAUCUCAGAUAAAGUUCCUAUGAGGAUUUGAGAACUCUCUUGUCUGAUUAAUUGGUUAAGGCCAAUCAAGACAAAACCUAUAUGGAAGGUAUCAUUAUCAUCAUUAAUUUCUAUCCCAGGCUUGAUUGAUUCCUUAUCAAACAGAAUUCAAUAAGCUAAAAAUGAAAAAUUCGAAGUGGAUCAAAAGAUUACCACCAAAUCCAAAGAGAAGGAAAACAGAGAAAACGAUUGCAGAUUGAAGAGACAAGAAUAUGAAACUGACACUGCUAGCAGGUAUUAACAUUAUAUAGAUAAACCUAGAAUUAAAUAAAAGAGAUCCGUUGCUGUAGCCGUCGAUUUGAUUUCUUCGAAACUAGGAUAACUUAAGAGAAAAUUAAUAGCAAAUUGAUUAGAAUCAUUAUUAAAAUACAGCUAGA
Molecule: messenger RNA, 1309 nt
Organism: Paramecium octaurelia
Lineage: Eukaryota; Ciliophora; Oligohymenophorea; Peniculida; Parameciidae
Source: the annotation of a GenBank genome assembly